GAACUUAUCAGAUCCUACUAUAACAUAUCUCUGUAUCGCGAUACCAACCCCUGUCGAUGCGGUUCCCGCCUGCACCCCGCCAAUCGGGUGGCCGACCCGCCUGCUGACUCUUGAGGCGCAAGCCGUGCCUGGCGAGGCAAGCACGAGAUUUCGAGGACCUUUCUGGCACACCAGAUCAGGUCUGAUCGCAAAACCAACGCCUUUUCCCACCAUCGCGCCUAUAAAUUUGUGCGGCGCUCUGGCAUGCACCUGCGAUCGUGAAUGCGCCCAGCGCUAUUUUCCUGCCGGAGAUUGCGCAUAACCCCAGGCAGCUCCCUCGCCGCAAACUUCACUAGAAAGAGUGCCAGAUUUGGUACUUUCCCGUUCGCUGCAGCGCGAUCCCCUGUGCCGCCGCUGUGCAACCGCACUAGCAUCAGCUUUUCCAGCCCUUCUUCUCUCGCUGCCUCUUUCUAUCCUACCUCAUCCCCGCGCAUCCAACUUGCCUCCUCGACUGCUUCCGCUCCAUCUCCUGCGCCCGCUGUUCCCAUCAGCGCCUCAUCAGACUCGACCGGAACCAUGAACGGCACAACAAAUCCGGCCGCCCGCUCCAAGCGCAAGGAGCACCCGCAUACCGUCGAUGGCCGGUAUCCCAAGCACCACCGCACGAAUGGCGAGGUGGCCCCGGCUGCCGAUAACACCCCCGACAACCAAGACGAGUUCGAGGGCGAGUUUGGGGGCGAGCUCGAAGAGUUCGAGGACGCGAGGUUGCCAGCCGUCCUCCCCACCGGUCCGGACACGGCCGAGUGGCAGGCUACGAUUCAAAGAGUGGUCCGAAAUGUGGUGUCCAUCAGGUUCUGCCAGACCUGCUCUUUCGACACAGACCCGGCCUUGACAAGCGAGGCGACGGGUUUUGUCGUCGAUGCCGAGAGAGGAUACAUCCUGACGAACCGCCACGUUGUUGGCUCGGGUCCCUUCUGGGGUUACUGCAUCUUCGACAACCACGAGGAGGUCGACGCAUACCCGGUCUACCGCGACCCCGUCCACGACUUUGGUAUUCUCAAGUUCGACCCCAAGGCGAUUAAGUACAUGCCCGUGGAUGCGCUGCCGCUGCGGCCGGACCUCGCCAAGGUCGGUAUCGAGAUCCGCGUGGUCGGUAACGAUGCCGGCGAGAAGCUCAGCAUUCUUUCCGGUGUCAUCAGCAGAUUGGAUCGCAACGCGCCGGAAUAUGGCGAGGGGUACAGCGACUUCAACACGUGCUACUACCAGGCCAGCGCAGCAGCCAGCGGUGGUAGUUCCGGUUCCCCGGUUGUGAACAUGGAUGGGUAUGCUGUUGCGCUGCAGGCUGGCGGCAGAGCGGAUGGUGCCGCAACCGACUACUUCCUGCCGCUCGACCGACCACUGCGGGCGCUGAAGUGCCUGCAAGAAGGGACCCCCAUCACCCGUGGCGAUAUCCAGUGCCAGUUCGUGCUGAAGCCCUUCGACGAGUGCCGGAGGCUCGGCCUGACCCCGGAGUGGGAGGCCCAGAUCCGCAAGGCGUUCCCCAAGGAAACCAACAUGCUCGUUGCCGAGAUUGUUCUUCCCGAAGGCCCGUCGCACAAAAACGCGGAGGAGGGCGACGUCCUGAUCAAGGUGAACGGCGAGCUGCUCACCCAGUUCAUCCGCCUAGACGACAUCCUGGACUCGAGUGUUGGCGAGCCCGUCAACCUUCUGCUGCUCCGCGGCGGCGAGGAGGUCGAGGUGGAGAUCAAGGUUGGUGACCUGCACGCCAUCACCCCCGACCGCUUCGUCUCGGUGGCUGGCGGGAGCUUCCACAGCCUCUCGUAUCAGCAGGCGCGUCUGUACGGCGUGGCCUGCAAGGGUGUCUAUGUGUGCGAGGCUGGUGGGUCAUUCCGGUUCGAUAAUGCCGAGAACGGAUGGCUCAUCCAGACGGUCGACCACAAGAAGACGCCCGACCUCGAGACGUUUAUCGAAGUGAUGAAGGCCAUCCCUGACAAGUCUCGCGUGGUUGUCACAUACAAGCACCUGCGCGACCUGCACACCCUCAACACGACCAUCCUGCACAUCGACCGGCAUUGGUCCAAGAAGAUGAAGCUGGCUGUCAGGAACGACGAGACCGGGCUGUGGGACUUCUCCAACCUCGCGGACCCCGUCCCGCCCGUUGCACCGAUACCCAGGAAGGCGGACUUUAUCCAGCUCGAGCACACGUCGCACCCCGCCGUGGCCGACCUGGUCCGCAGCUUCGUGCACGUUAGCUGCGUCAUGCCUGUCAAGCUGGAUGGCUUUCCCAAGAACCGCAAGUGGGGCAUGGGCCUGGUCAUCGACGCGGAGAAGGGCCUCGUGGUGAUAUCGAGGGCCAUUGUCCCGUAUGAUCUUUGCGACAUCACUGUGACAAUCGCGGAUUCCAUCGUGGUCGAGGGCAAGCUCGUGUUCCUCCACCCCCUGCAAAACUAUGCCAUUAUCCAGUACGACCCGAAGCUGGUCGACGCACCGGUCCUCAGCGCCAAGCUCAGCUCUGAGGAGAUCACCCAAGGUGCCUCGACCUACUUCAUCGGCUACAACCGGAUCGGGCGCAUUGUGCACGCGGCGACCACGGUCACCGAGAUCUUUGCCGUGACCAUACCGGCGAACUCGGGGGCGCCCAGGUACCGCGCCGUCAAUGUGGACGCCAUCACAGUCGACACGAGCCUUAGCGGGCAGUGCGGCAGCGGUGUCCUGGUUGCCCAGGACGGCACCGUCCAGGCGCUCUGGCUGACGUACCUCGGCGAGCGCAACCCGUCAACACACCGGGAUGAGGAGUAUCAUCUCGGCCUCGCGACCCCGACGGUGCUGCCGGUUGUCGAGCAGAUCCAGCGGGGCGUCGACCCCAAGCUCCGGAUGCUCUCGGUCGAGUUCCGGGCCAUCCAGAUGUCGCAGGCGCGGUUGAUGGGCGUGUCGGAGGAGUGGAUCCAGAAGGUGUCGGUCGCCAACACGGCGCACCACCAGCUCUUCAUGGUGACCAAGCGCACGUUCGAGCGCAACGAGCAGGAAGACGCGGCGGCGCUCCUCGAGGGCGACGUGGUGCUGUCGCUGAACGGCAAGAUCAUCACCAAGAUCUCGGACCUCGACGUCAUGUACUCGCACGACCAGCUCGACGCCGUCCUCGUGCGCAACUGCGAGGAGCUGAGCCUGAAGCUGGACACGGUGGCGGCCGACGACGUCGAGACGACGCGGGCCGUCUCCUUCUGCGGCGCCAUCUUCCACGCGCCCCACCACGCCGUGCGCCAGCAGAUCAGCAAGCUGUUCAGCGAGGUCUACGUCUCGGCCCGCACCCGCGGCUCCCCCUCGUACCAGUACGGCCUCGCGCCCACCAACUUCAUCACCCACGUCAACGGCAAGCCCACGCAUGAUCUGGAGGCGUUCCUGGCCGAGGUUAUCAAGAUCCCGGAUAAUACCUGUAAGUUUUGUUCCCCGUUUUUCCGUCGUCUGACCGGUGACGCGGGUUUGGUGGUUAGUUGCUGACAAGCAUGGUUACAAUAGACUUCCGGCUCAGGGCCAUGUCGUUCGACAGCGUGCCGUGGGUGGUCACGAUGAAGAAGAACGACCACUACUUCCCGACCAUGGAGCUGAUCAAGGACCCCAAGGAGGAGUGCGGUUGGAGGCGCAUCACCUACGAGGGCGGCAAGGUGAUCCAGGGCGAGGGCCCCGACGGCGUGGUCGG
Messenger RNA from Chaetomium fimeti, 3676 nucleotides. RefSeq names its product trypsin-like cysteine/serine peptidase domain-containing protein. Gene Ontology annotation, molecular function: serine-type endopeptidase activity; protein binding. The record is from RefSeq and is a predicted model, not a curated record. The coding region runs from base 262 to 3477 and encodes 1071 amino acids. The transcript has 2 exons. Gene Ontology annotation, biological process: proteolysis. Lineage: Eukaryota; Fungi; Ascomycota; Sordariomycetes; Sordariales; Chaetomiaceae.